AUGAGUGUUGAUAUAGAAGAUGAUCUUCAAGAAUUAAAUAGAUACAAGUCAUAUGAAGUAGAUGUGACUGAUUAUCAGUUUAGCAGGAUGCUAGGCAAAGGAACAUACGGCAACGUCUGGCUUGGUUUAAAUAAGUAUACAGGCUGGAAUGCAGCUGUAAAGGAAUUGAUUACAAAAGAACUUGACCAACAGCAAAUAUCAUUCUUCAAGCGAGAAGUUGAGAUUCUGAUCAAAGCAAAAGAUACAUUUUUAUUAGACCUGAUAGGAUUCACAACCAAGCCACCAUACUCUAUUCUAACAUCCUACAUGCAAUGCGGAUCACUUUGGGAUAUGAUUCACAAUCAUCCUGGCACAAUCAACGGUACUCAGAAAACAAACAUCGCUUUAGGUAUCGCACACGCAAUGAGGAAACUACACGCUAAAAACAUUAUCCAUAGAGACCUCAAAUCACCUAACAUUCUCUUAGAUGAAAAAGUUCUUCCUAAAGUUGCAGAUUUUGGACUUGGAAGAUUCAUUGGAGAUGAUUCCGCGGAAAAAUACAUGACAAAAUGCAUCGGAACACCCAUAUGGAUGGCUCCAGAACAAAUUCAUUCAGAUACUUAUGAUAAAUCAGUCGAUGUAUACGCGUUUGGAAUGAUUCUUUACGAAAUGUUUACAGAGGUUGUGCCAUUCAAGGGGUACACUGACGUUCAAAUUUUCCAAUCCGUUGAAAAACACCUCAGACCUGAACUUCCUUCUGUAGAAAACCAGCCUAAGCAGGUACAAAAGCUUGCUACGCUUAUAAGCUUGUGUUGGGCUGAUGAUCCUUCUUUACGUCCUUCUUUCGAAAAAAUUUUUAAAUUAUUUUCUCGACACGUCGUUGCUUUUCCGAGCUGCCAACCACGUGGUGUUGAUGCACUCCUAAGAAUGAUUAGCGAAAGCGACGAACAUGAGCAAAUUAAAGAAGGAUUCAGUUCAGAACAAAUUUCAUCGAUUUUGGAAAUCCGCGACAGAUAUAAGAAAGAAAAAUACGAAGUACCAGAAAGAAUCUCGCAACUUGUUCGUGGAGGAGAUAUAUCCGAAAUCAGCAAAAUGAUCGUUGCUAUUCCAACUUACAAUGUUAACGCAAAAGAUAGCAAAGGAUAUACUCCACUGCAUAUUGCGGCCAUUCUUCCUAGUAUUCCAAUACUUUCUUUCUUAUUGGACAUAAAAACAAUUAAUCCAAACGUCCAAGAUGAUAAAGGACGCACACCAGCAAUGCUUGCCAUUAAAGUACACACUCUUGAUGUUCUUAUCAAGCUAAUUGAGCAUCCAAAGACAGAUGUUAAUAUUAAGGAUCAUUCCGGCCAUACGAUCGCCCAUUAUUCGGUUAUUUUCAAUGACAUUGACGCAUUGAAAGUAAUUAUGAAAAAUAAGAACCUUGAUCUGAAGAUCGUAGACAAGAAAGGUAAUUCUCCUUUGGAAAUAGCCAAGCAAGACCAUAAUAAGGCUAUGAUCGAUCUUUUGUCUGCAGAUUCUAAGAAAUAA
Molecule: messenger RNA, 1506 nt
Organism: Trichomonas vaginalis G3
Lineage: Eukaryota; Parabasalia; Trichomonadida; Trichomonadidae
Product: protein kinase protein
Exons: 1
Coding region: 1-1506 (501 amino acids)
Biological process (GO): protein phosphorylation
Molecular function (GO): protein kinase activity; protein binding; ATP binding
Source: RefSeq, a predicted model, not a curated record